AUGUGGCUCCCACAAGCUAUCCGAAUCCGGAUAGCCGAGCCAUUUCACAAGGAACAGUUGAUGUCACAAUCCACAUGGAAGUGUGCAACCUCAUCUUGGUCAACCCCCGGCAACGGAAUUCUCGGUGGUCGAACAAUCGAUAGCGGUGUCGUCGAUGCCGUUUUUGUCGGUUCUUCGCUUGCUGGUGAGGGACGCAACGAUGCGUCUGGACGAGGUCGUACCAUCCUCGGGUGUAAAUUAGAGCACGAUCGCGAAGAUGAGGUGAACGUUCACGCAGCAAUGUCUGCUCGAUGCACGGAAACCGCUCGGCUCCAAGCGGAGAACCAACGUCUUCGUGACGAAGGUUAUCAAGUUCAGAGUGCUGUGGCACAGCGUGGUUCGAGUCUUGGGUUUCACUGA
Messenger RNA from Plasmopara halstedii, 399 nucleotides. RefSeq lists its product as uncharacterized. The transcript has 2 exons. Bases 1 to 399 code for a protein of 132 amino acids. The record is from RefSeq and is a predicted model, not a curated record. Lineage: Eukaryota; Oomycota; Peronosporomycetes; Peronosporales; Peronosporaceae.